AUACAGACGAGUUUACUGGCAUCAUUGUCAUGCCGGUUUAAUAAAUUCACACAACUUAUUAUACAUUUUAAAAUUUUUUAUUUGUACAAUUAAUUUUUCUCUAAAUUUAAUAUGUUUUUUUAUAAUCGUAAUUCUAUUCGAAUUUUGCUUUGUUUUCUUGAAUUUAUAUUAUAAAAUGUUCAUCGUUAGUGAAUUUGAAGAGGUUGUCAAAGUACAACCAUCACAUCUUGAUGAUGAUCAAGUGUCACGAAUUAUCAUUCAUCUCAACUCUAUGCUCGCAAACAAAGUUGUUAUGAAUGUUGGUUUGUGUUUGUCUUUGUUUGACAUUUUAGAAAUUGGUGAUCCCAUAAUUUACCCAGGGGAAGGUGCUUAUUUUUCCAAAGUACGAUUUAGAUUUAUAGUUUUUCGACCAUUUGUUGAAGAAAUACUCAUUGGAAAGGUCAAGAGUUCUGGACCUGAGGGAGCCACAUUAUCUACAGGUUUUUUUGAUGAUAUUUUUGUUCCUGCUGCCAACAUGCAAAAUCCUAGUCGUUUUGAUGUUAAAGAUAAAGUAUGGGUUUGGGAAUAUGAUAAUUGUGGUGAAACAGUUGAUCUUCAUAUGGAUAUUGGUGAAACUGUCAGAUUUCGUGUAGUAUCAGAACAAUUUGUAGAUACCCAUCCUGGUGUAGAUAGUGGACUUCUAGAUGCGGGUGAAGUUGUAACUUCUAAAUCUAAAUCACCUUAUUCUAUAGUUGGAACUGUCAGAGAACCUGGGCUUGGUGUUAUAGGUUGGUGGACUGACCUUUAAAGUAUGGCUUCUCUUCAAUUUUUCUAUCAAAACCAUAUUUAAAACCAUCACUUCCAUUACCAAUUUUAAGUGUACCUAACAUUAGCUUAUUAAGAGUUUCUUUUGGAAGUGUUGAACUUUUUUUUAAGUGUUUACUAUUUUUAUCUCAUAGCUAGAAUUGAAUGUAAAAUGAAUUUUGAUAAGUUUAAUUGGUAUAACUAAAUUUUUUAUUUAUUUUUAACUAAAGAAACUUUUUUACAUAAUUGUCUGGUUAAAUUUUCGAUAAACUUUAAAUAAAUAAAUCUUUUUUACCAUACA
Messenger RNA from Daktulosphaira vitifoliae (grape phylloxera), 1084 nucleotides. It is a transcript of the gene Polr3H, whose product is annotated as DNA-directed RNA polymerase III subunit RPC8. Lineage: Eukaryota; Metazoa; Arthropoda; Insecta; Hemiptera; Phylloxeridae. Bases 176 to 787 code for a protein of 203 amino acids. Gene Ontology annotation, biological process: DNA-templated transcription; transcription initiation at RNA polymerase III promoter. Gene Ontology annotation, cellular component: RNA polymerase III complex. The record is from RefSeq and is a predicted model, not a curated record. The transcript is spliced from 2 exons.